Molecule: messenger RNA, 3472 nt
Organism: Monopterus albus (swamp eel)
Lineage: Eukaryota; Metazoa; Chordata; Actinopteri; Synbranchiformes; Synbranchidae
Product: probable phospholipid-transporting ATPase IF
Exons: 29
Biological process (GO): phospholipid translocation
Cellular component (GO): recycling endosome; endoplasmic reticulum; plasma membrane
Molecular function (GO): ATP hydrolysis activity; magnesium ion binding; ATPase-coupled intramembrane lipid carrier activity
Source: RefSeq, a predicted model, not a curated record
UCUGUUUACAAUUUCUGAAUGAAGACAAGCAGUGGCCGCUAGAGGGCAGCGAGUGUCCGCUGGCAGGGGGGAGCUGGUCGUGGCACAACAGAGAUCGCGGUGACUUCGUUGCCAGCCAUCUGUCACUUUUACCGGGGAUCGUUUGUCUGACAGUACCGCAUGAUGGGAAAGACUGGACUUAUUAUUGUGCACACGUACACUGCAUGAAUGUGUCGCGUAAUGCGACCGAGAAGAGCUGCCUUUUGGGCGAUUUGUUUAUGGUUGGGAACGGCUUUUUUGGAGUAGCUAGUUGCUAGCGCUGGGCUAGCGGCUGGGCUGGCUACUUGGAACGCAACGUUAUUUUGCGAGGAUGCUACGUUGGAUACGACAGCAGCUGGGCGUUGACCCCCCUCAUCAGAGUGAGACCAGGACGGUUUAUGUAGCAAACCGCUUCCCCCAGCAUGGCCACUACACACCACAGCGCUUUGCUGACAACAGAAUCAUCUCAUCCAAGUAUACAAUUUGGAAUUUCAUCCCCAAGAAUCUGUUUGAGCAGUUCAGAAGGAUAGCCAACUUCUAUUUUCUCAUCAUCUUCCUUGUACAGUUAAUGAUAGACACCCCCACUUCCCCAGUCACCAGCGGCCUGCCUCUCUUCUUUGUGAUCACAGUAACUGCAAUAAAACAGGGCUACGAGGACUGGCUGAGACACAAGGCAGACAAUGAGGUGAAUGGGGCUCCAGUGUUUGUGGUUCGCAGUGGAAGUCUGGUCCAGACAAAAUCCAAGAACAUCAGGGUUGGGGACAUUGUUCGCGUGGCUAAAGAUGAGACAUUCCCAGCUGACCUGGUAUUGCUGUCGUCAGACCGUGCAGACGGCACCUGUCACAUCACCACAACCAGCCUUGAUGGGGAGACCAACCUUAAGACCCACUACUCUGUGGCAGAGACCUCAGUGUGUCAGUCGGUGUCCCAGCUGGAGGCUCUGCAGGCUGUGGUGGAGUGCCAGCAACCAGAAGCUGACCUGUACAGGUUUGUUGGCCGGCUUAUGGUGACUCAGCAUGGGGAGGAGAUAGUCAGAUCUCUGGGUCCAGUGAAUCUGCUGCUACGAGGAGCACGGCUGAAAAAUACCAAAGAGAUUUUUGGUGUCGCAGUGUACACAGGGAUGGAGUCCAAGAUGGCCCUUAACUAUAAGUGCAAGUCCCAGAAGCGCUCUGCAGUGGAGAAGUCCAUGAAUACCUUCCUAAUCAUCUACCUGGGUAUCUUGCUGUUUGAGGCUGUCCUCAGCACCAUCCUGAAGUAUGCCUGGCAGGGUGAGAACAAAUGGGAUGAGCCGUUCUACAACCAAAAGACUGAACAAGAGAGAAACAGCAGUCCGAUCUUGAAGUUCAUCUCAGACUUCUUGGCAUUUCUGGUCCUCUAUAAUUUCAUCAUCCCCAUCUCACUCUAUGUUACUGUGGAGAUGCAGAAAUUCCUGGGCUCCUUUUGCAUUGGCUGGGAUUUGGACCUUUAUCACGAGGAAAGUAACCAAAAAGCUCAGGUCAACACCUCUGACCUCAACGAGGAGCUAGGGCAGGUGGAGUACGUGUUUACUGAUAAGACUGGUACGUUAACAGAAAACGAGAUGCAUUUCCGUGAGUGUUCAAUCAAUGGAACCAAGUACCGGGAGGUUAAUGGCAAACUGGUACCAGAGGGAAUGACUGAUGAUUCACCAGACAGCGCUACACCUCAGCUGGUUGCUGAGGACCUGUUGUUUCUCAAGGCGGUGUCAUUGUGUCACACUGUUCAGAUCAGCUACGACCAGCCAGACUGCCUGGUUGGUGGUGGAGACCCAUUCUCCCAUGCAAAUGGUUUCUCAUCCAAUCACAUGGAGUACUAUGCCUCUUCACCGGAUGAGAAAGCUUUAGUAGAGGCAACAAAGAGGAUUGGAGUGGCCUUCAUUUGCAGAAGUGGCAAUACCAUGGAAAUCAAAACAUUUGGCAAGUCAGAGAAGUAUAAGCUGCUUCAUGUAUUAGAGUUUGAUGCUGACCGCAGAAGGAUGAGCGUCAUACUACAGACUCCCUCAGGAGGCAAAGUCCUGUUCACCAAAGGCGCAGAGUCGGCCAUCUUGCCUUUAACUACCAGUGGUGAGAUAGAAAAGACGAGACUGCAUGUUGAUGAGUUUGCCUUGAAAGGUUUGAGGACCCUGGUGGUAGCAUGUCGCCACUUCAGCCCAGAGGAGUACAUUGAUGUGGACAAGCGUCUGAUCAGUGCCCGCACGGCGCUGCAGCAGAGGGAGGAGAAACUGCAGGAGGCCUUCAGCUACAUCGAGAGAGACCUGCAGCUCCUGGGAGCCACAGGGGUGGAAGACAAACUUCAAGACAAAGUCCAGGAGACCAUUGAGGCUCUGAGGCUAGCUGGGAUCAAAGUGUGGGUGCUGACAGGGGACAAACAUGAGACAGCAGUCAGUGUCAGCCUGUCCUGUGGUCACUUUCACAGAACCAUGAACAUCCUGGAGCUCCUGCAGCAGCGCUCUGACAACGAGUGUGCUGAGCAGCUCCGCAGACUGGCCAGAAGAAUAAAGGAGGACCAUGUCAUACAGCACGGCCUGGUUGUGGAUGGAGCCAGUCUAUCUUGGGCAUUGAGAGAGCAUGAGAAACUAUUUAUGGAAGUGUGUAAAAACUGUUCUGCUGUGCUGUGCUGUCGCAUGGCCCCACUGCAGAAAGCGAAGGUGGUUCGUCUUAUAAAAACAUCUCCAGAAAAACCCAUCACCUUGGCUGUUGGGGAUGGAGCCAAUGAUGUCAGUAUGAUACAAGAAGCCCAUGUCGGCAUAGGUAUCAUGGGGAAGGAGGGUCGUCAGGCCGUGAGGAACAGUGACUAUGCAAUUGCCAGGUUCAAGUUCCUGGCUAAACUACUACUGGUCCACGGUCACUUCUACUACAUUCGAAUAGCUAUGCUUGUACAGUACUUUUUCUACAAGAAUGUGUGUUUUAUCACGCCCCAGUUUUUAUACCAGUUCUUCUGUUUGUUUUCACAACAAACACUGUACGACAGUGUUUAUCUGACAUUGUACAACAUCUGCUUCACGUCACUGCCCAUCCUGGUGUACAGUCUGUUUGAACAGCUGGUCCAUCCAGACGUACUGCAGAGCAAACCAUGCCUGUACAGAGACAUCAGCAAGAACUCUCUGCUGUCUUUCCGGACAUUCCUGUACUGGACUGUGUUGGGCUUCUGUCACGCCUUCGUCUUCUUCUUUGGAUCCUACACACUGAUGGGAGAAGAUACCACACUUAUGGGCAAUGGACAGAUCUUGCGAGCUAACAGGCAGCUGAUGUUUGGGAACUGGACAUUUGGAACGCUGGUCUUUACUGUCAUGGUCAUCACUGUCACAUUAAAGCUUGCUUUAGAGACUCAUUUCUGGACCUGGAUGAACCAUUUUGUGACAUGGGGUUCGAUUGCAUUCUACUUCAUCUUCUCUCUCUUCUAUGGCGGCAUCAUCUGGCCGUUCCUCCAUACCCAG